AUGUUUGGUAAAGUUUUCGUAAGCUACAUCAGAACAAGAAUUGGGUUCAAACCUCUAAGCACAGUAUACACGCCCAUUUCUUCCUUUUCGCACGGCUUCGAUAAAGACACAUGCUUCCCGUUUAAGAAGUGGCACGAGUUGAGUAUGUCCCAGAAGCAAGAAUUCAUUCAGCGGUUUGUCAAGAACUACAAACAUCAAUACCCAAGUUCAAAAACUAAUGUGUCGCUUAAAGGGUUGUGUAUCGGAAUGGAUGAGCACAAUGAUUCACCAUCCGUGUUUGGCAUUUUUUACAACGACAUCUGGAAAAAAUUUAAAAACGAGCAGCCGGGAUCCAAAAACGACGAUACAAAAUCGGGCAAUAGAUUCAGUCACCCCAGCUUUAAACACUUAUUGAUACAGAAGUAA
Saccharomyces mikatae IFO 1815 is the source of this 405-nucleotide messenger RNA. It is a transcript of the gene MLO1, whose product is annotated as Mlo1p. The transcript has a single exon. Bases 1 to 405 code for a protein of 134 amino acids. The record is from RefSeq and is a predicted model, not a curated record. Lineage: Eukaryota; Fungi; Ascomycota; Saccharomycetes; Saccharomycetales; Saccharomycetaceae.